ACUACAACCGAAGAUGUACUCCUCACUGCUAAAGACAGGGGCUUGUGAGAAAAGAUAAGAUCUGUAAAUCUGCUGAUAAGAUUCUUUGAUCCCUUUGAGUCAGCACCUGUUACUCAUUCCUUUUCCUUUUUUUCUCCCAUGACUAGCCUGCUCAGUGCGCGGCUCUUCGCCCGCCAAUCUCUGCUAUGCAGGCGGUACAUUCACCGUUCACCCUCAGCGCUGGCCAAGGCCAAGGCAGCACCAACCGACGAGCUCUUUAGCGAGAGCACCGAUGACGGUGACUUGUUUGGUGACGCGACAUCGCCAGUGCAAGAAACCAAGACCCAAAGCACAGCCCCGCAAAAACCGAAAAAGGCUGCCCCUACACCCCGGAAGGGAAUGGAUGCUUCGCGGCGCGCGACGGAGUAUACCAGCUUGUAUGAAUUUGUCUCGCCGAGGCUGCAAGAAAGGAAUCGUCCAGAUUUCACGCAUCCACCAUAUGUGAAAGUCGCGAGCUUUAACCGGCUCAUGGACCUGACUACUACAGCGGAGCAACUUUCGAGUAUUGUUGAUCUCAUCCCGGCUUGGGCGAAAUAUAAUGGGAGAGGGAUGAAGAAUUCGACAGCGGAUGUGUUCGUUCGCCGAUGCGAUGACUUCAAGUGCCCCCAGCUCGCUCUCAAAGUCUUCGGGAAUUUCCCACUGUACCAAGCGAAGCUCACUCGCCCCGCUGCGCAGCAGCUCCUGUACACUCUCCAUCGCACCUCCGCCCCGCUAGAGGACCUCAUGCUCACCGCGGCGUUCUUCCCGAUCUAUCAGCUCGGCCCGCUCGAGAACGAUAUCGUCUCGCUCUCCAUCCUCGCGGCAGCGUCGGUGAAAGCCGGGAAACACGAUCUGGAGACGGUGUUGUUGACGAGGAUCCACAAGUCGUUGGGUAUCAAGGAGGGGUCGAGAGAGGUGCGUGUGGAGGGGACGGAUUUGAGGGACAAGUGGGUGAUGUGGCAUUUGAGGGAGAUUGAUUUGGCGUUGGAGAAGAGGGAUGGGCGGCCGCUGAAGUGGUUGAGGGAUUGGAGGCACAGGUCGCAGCUCCGUUCGAAAGCGGAACCCAAGGCUGCUUAAUUUCCAGUAGGCUCGGAGAACGUGCAAGUCAUGAGUUGCUGCAAUCUAUCUUGUUCGAGUUAGGAUGCGAGCUAUAUGGUGUUUUCUCGACGUUUCCUCCGGCACUCGCGGAUAGUUUGCACAAGUUUCUUUUUCCGUCCAGCGGCUAAUGUCUUC
This is a messenger RNA of Desarmillaria tabescens, 1251 nucleotides long. RefSeq lists its product as uncharacterized. The transcript is spliced from 3 exons. The record is from RefSeq and is a predicted model, not a curated record. The coding region runs from base 139 to 1095 and encodes 318 amino acids. Lineage: Eukaryota; Fungi; Basidiomycota; Agaricomycetes; Agaricales; Physalacriaceae.